Maudiozyma barnettii is the source of this 1596-nucleotide messenger RNA. RefSeq names its product glutamate--tRNA ligase MSE1 (gene MSE1). Bases 1 to 1596 code for a protein of 531 amino acids. The transcript has a single exon. Gene Ontology annotation, molecular function: glutamate-tRNA ligase activity; ATP binding; tRNA binding. Gene Ontology annotation, biological process: glutamyl-tRNA aminoacylation. Lineage: Eukaryota; Fungi; Ascomycota; Saccharomycetes; Saccharomycetales; Saccharomycetaceae. The record is from RefSeq and is a predicted model, not a curated record.
AUGAGUAGGUUGUUAUUAGGAAGAAGCAGCUAUAAACUUGUGAGUCUACCUAGAAUUUCUAGUCGACUCAAUGCUGUUGACACGACUAGAUGUUAUUCAGACCUUCUAUCUCGUAAACAGUCUAAAAAGGUAUCUGUCCAACCGACUUCUCCAGUUGUUACUAGAUUUGCACCGAGUCCUACAGGUUUAUUACAUAUAGGAUCCUUGAGAACUGCUUUGUAUAAUUUCCUUCUCGCUCGUAAUACUAAGGGUAAAUUCAUAUUAAGAUUGGAGGACACAGAUAGAACAAGGCUAAAACCAGAGGCAGAACAAAAUAUAUAUGAUACAAUGGAAUGGUGUGGGUUUAAAAUUGAUGAGGGUCCUAUUAAGCAAAGUGAGAGGAAAGAAAUAUAUGCGAAGUACAUUCAGAUAUUGCUGGAUAAAGGGAAGGCCUACCGCUGUUUUUGUAGUAAAGAGAAAUUAGAUGCGUCGAGAUUGGAUGGGUAUGAUAGACACUGUUUCCAUCUGUCAGAAGAAGAGAUUUCAGCUCAAAUGAAGGAGAAAGGUGGGAAAUUUAUUGUUAGAUUUAAAGCACCUGAAAAAUACGAAAGUUUUACUGAUCUAUUACAUGGUCAAGUUAACAUUCAAGAUAGAAAGGAUAGGAUCGGUUAUGAUGAUCUAGUAUUGCUAAAAUCAGAUGGUAUGCCAACUUACCAUUUUGCAAAUGUUGUUGAUGAUCAUCUCAUGGGUGUCACACAUGUUAUAAGAGGAGAGGAAUGGUUACCUUCUACUCCAAAACAUAUUAUGUUGUACAACGCAUUUGGUUGGACUCCAUCGAAAUUCAUACACAUUCCACUAUUAACAAGCAUUGAAAGUGAUAAAAAAUUAAGCAAAAGAAGGAAUGAUGCAUCUGUUUUCGCUUUAAAAGAGAAAGGUAUACUUCCAGAGGCUCUGAUAAACUUCUGUGCAUUAUUAGGUUGGUCACCUCCAAGAGAUGUGGCUCAGAAGAACCACGAAUGUUUCUCCCUUGAAGAAUUGACUCAAUUGUUUAAUCUUGACCACCUUACCAAGGGUAACGUAAAAGUUGAUAAUAGCAAGCUAUUAUUCUUUAAUAAACAUUUUUUACAAAAGAGAAUUGAAAAUGAAUUACAACUAGAAGAGUUGGUUUCCACUGUUAUUCCUAAACUCUUAGCUAAAUAUGAGACCCCGGAUGAGAUACAACUGACAGAGAAAGUGAAACUAAUACUUAAGGACUGCGGUCAUUGUUUGAAUACUAUUAAUGAUUUUGAAGACCAAUUUUCGUAUUUCUUUAAUCUACCAGAUUAUUCCGUUCAUUCAGAAGAGACACAGAAAUUCUUCAAGAGUAAUAAUAGAGAUACCAUUAUAUCCAUCCUGGAAACCUCCAGAACUAAGUUAAUGUCUUCCACGAUACAAGAAACGAUAUCCGAAACCACAAAGACUUUAGGUGUGAAUAAGAAACUUUUAUUCCAAUCUCUUCGCUUUGCUCUUUCAGGCAAUGUAUCGGGUGCCAAGAUUCAUGUUAUUUUAGAUAUAUUAGGGGCUGUUGAAUCUCAAAAUAGGUUACAGGCAGCAAUCGAACAUUUAAAAAAUAUGUAA